Messenger RNA from Neofelis nebulosa (Clouded leopard), 1304 nucleotides. It is a transcript of the gene CDPF1, whose product is annotated as cysteine rich DPF motif domain containing 1. NCBI's taxonomy places the organism in Eukaryota, Metazoa, Chordata, Mammalia, Carnivora, Felidae. The transcript is spliced from 4 exons. The record is from RefSeq and is a predicted model, not a curated record. Bases 243 to 614 code for a protein of 123 amino acids.
GGCUCGGCGGAGGGUUGUGGUGUCCCGGGCUCCGAGGUCCGAGCGGCCGCCCGUGGCGUUGGGGCGGGAUGGAGGACGCGGGAAGGCUCCCCGGAGGCGGGCUCGGGCGUGCGCGGCCCUCCAGGAAACUGAGGCAGGCAGGCGGAGAUGGCGCGGCCGCCUUCCGGACGUAGGGGGGUGCUGACGAAGCCCGGGGAGACUUGCAUCGGCCCCCUUUGCUUAGAGAAGCGCGAAAAGGAUCUAUGGAGUGUGAGGCAGACCACCGUCCCCUGGGUGUGUUUAAGUGCCAGCUCUGUGCCCUGACAGCCCCAUACAGCUACGUGGGGCAGAAGCCCCCUGACACCCAGUCUGUCGUCCUUCUGGAGGAGAGUUAUGUCAUGAAGGACCCCUUCACCUCAGACAAGGGCAGAUUCCUGGUCCUCGGCUCUCAGUGCAGUUUGUGCAGCCGGCUGGUGUGUGUGGGCCCGGAGUGCAGUUUAUUCUAUUCCAAGAGGUUUUGCCUCCCCUGUGUCCGGGAGAACAUCGAUGCCUUCCCUUGGGAAAUUCGGCAAGACUUGGGGAAAAGGAAAGAUCCAUCAAAGAAGCCUGCCAGCCAGCCUGGUUCGAGGACAUGAGUGCAGCCUGGGCCAGGGAGGGGGCUGAGCUGGGAACUGCUCUGCCCGGCCCUUUUCGGGGCCAUCAGGAGCAGCGUUGGGAGCUGGAGGGAGCUGGGGCCCAGCCUGCGGCAGCAAGAGAACAGGGAGACAUGCAGAGAAGGCCCUCAGAAGGCUGACCUCAGACCACACCUCCUGCAGACCUAGCCCCGUCCAGAGCCGCCCUCGACGUUGAGACCACAGGGCAGGAACCGAACAACGAGCAACGGCUGAGAACUGGCACAAAGCCAGCCAGGGCUGGGCCUGCUGGCCCUUCUGCUCUCCUUCCGGACCUGGGGCUCUAGGCCUUCCUGCAGGGUCAUCCCCCGGCUUGUUUCCUGCUCGCUCGAGGCCCCCUGGGGGCCCUCUGUGCCCUUCGCACUAUUCGUCAGAUCCAGGAGUUGCCUCCAGGUGACAUGGUGCUCUGCCCAACCCCGAGGACACAGAAGCCAAGGGACAAAGCUCCCUGUCUUGGCCCAGGCCACCUGUCCCUUCCUGCUCACCUGGAGGCAGGAGGGCUGGUGCCUCCCGCUUCCCGUCCCCGGAAGUGAGCGUUCACGCAGAUCACGCAGGACAGUGACGUGCAGGAAUGUGCCCGGGUGUGCGGAGAGAGAUUAGGGGGCCUGGGGACAGUAGGAUUUCACUUCCCACCCUUGUGAUGCUUAGAAAGUG